This is a messenger RNA of Delphinapterus leucas (beluga whale), 4590 nucleotides long. Lineage: Eukaryota; Metazoa; Chordata; Mammalia; Artiodactyla; Monodontidae. The record is from RefSeq and is a predicted model, not a curated record.
AACCCUGAGUGGUGACAGCCCAGCUCUGGGUAGAUGACAAACUUUCUCUCCUCUGGCAGAGGGGUGGACGUUCCGGCUCAUCCAGGCGUCCUUCCUCCAGGCAUCUCACUGGGUCCCCAAGGCAGGCACGUCCAGGGCUUCUCAGGAUGAGCUGGGCCAGGGGGAAGGCAGUGGGCCCCUUUCAUUUGGUUCAUGAAUCACCACCUUCUUGGCCAGUUCAGAGUUCUGAGGGAGAAGGAGCUGGACGUGUUUUCAAGUUGACUUUACAAGGUGCUUGUUGGGGGUGAUACUCUGGUGAAUGAGAUUCCCCGUCAUUUGGAGCCAGCAUCCAGGGCUGCCCGGGUGAUGGGCUCUGUGUAGAGUCCUUUGCAGUCUUGCUUAUGUCCAUUCUGGCAUGUGUGUGUGUGUGUGUGUGUGUGUACGUGUAAGGAGGAGGAGAAAGAACUGGGGGCGGGGGCCCGUUCAGCCAGAUCGCCCCUAUCCAAGCCCUUCCAGCAGCCCCAAGCGUCAUCACAGGAGCAGAAUCACCUCCUUGGCAGAGAUACUAGGAGCGGUAGGGAAUCACCUCCCGUUCCUUGCAGCUCCUUAGAUGAGCAAAAGAUUUGGGGGAAGUUUCCUGAGCUGCUCAAUGAGACCAUUCAUACUGGAGCCUGGGGGAGGUACAGACUUUUACAGAAAAGGGGUUGGAAUUGACAUUUUGGGUGGAGGCUCCUGGCACUCUCAUCCCCAGCUCUGAGGGUGUGGGUACCCCCCACCCAAUCCAGGCCCCUUGAGGCUCUGCUGAGCCCAGCACAUAGCUCAUGAGUUUGGCCAGAUUAUCUUUCCUUCUAAUGAAAAACAUACUCCAAAGAGGCCACCUGGUCUCCAAGGAUCAUUUUGGAGCCACCCCUGUGGUCACAGCCCCCUAGAUGGCAUCAUGCUUCCUCCCUAGGGUUCCAGCCUGGGGCUGGGGUCAUAUCGAUGGACUAGUUGGUCAGUGAGGCAGGCAGUGGAGGUGCUUCUGGCCAUGACCUGACAGCUAGAUGUAUUUCCCUGGCCCUGUGGUCAUUCUUGGCGUUUGCCUCUAGGGAAUAGCAUUGCUGUGUGGUUCCUGGACAGCACUUGAGGCAUGAGGUGGGAGUCUGAAGACCUCCUGCCCUUGCUUGGCAUUCUGACCUGGGGCCAGGCUAGGAGCUGCUUCUCUAGGCUGCUGGGACCCAUGGAUUCCUCCAGGGUGUCAGAGGCCAGUACUUGAUGUUCUGGGGAAACCCCAUCUUUGGGUCAGGAGUUUGAACUUCAAGUCUGCCCUCGAUUUGCUAUGUGACUUUGGGCAAAUCACUAGACCUCUCUGGGCCCAUUACUGCUUCUGUAAAAUGAAGAAAUUUCACGUAUCCUCAGAAGUCCCAGUUCAGACACUCUUGUGGCCCUGAGUGAUUGUCACAGAUGCAAUUUUCAGAAUCCCAGGAGGCAAUGUAAUUUAGUGUUUAAGAGAUCUAGGACUCAGAUCCAACUGAGUUUGACCGGUCACUUCACCCUCCAAACCUCGGUCCCUCCAUUGUAAAAUGAGGAGUUCAUAGUUCCUACUUCAGAAGGGUGUUGGGAGGACAAACUGAGAUGGUGCAUGGAAAGUGCUUAGUGUAUCUAGUGAGACUGGAGCUACUCGGAUGCAGCAGCAAGGCUGUCUGUUUUGGGGUCUUGUGCGCGGGCAUCUGGGUGCUGUUAUCCCUGGGGAGGCUGGCCCUGUCCUAUCUGAGCACCAGGUGAUCCUUGACUGAGGAGCAGGGUCCUUGUUCUCUCCAAUCACCUGACACCUGCAGUCCCCGCCCCCUCACUGCUUCCUCAUAAAAGCGCUUCUGGUCCAGCAGCUCCUAGUGGGGAGCCCCAGGUGGUCUGAGAGGACUGGAUGCAUCCAGCUGUUGCAUUGCCAGAACAACAGGAGAUAGAGGUGAUGGCCCUGAGCCCGAAUGCUUAACCGGAUGAAAGCCCGCUAGCUUCUGUUUCUGCCAGGUGGGCACACAGAGCGUGGUCCCCAGCUGGGGAAGAGGCCAGACACGGCCCUCAGUGAAAUAAUCCAGCCCCUACAGGCCUGAGCAACUGAGAAAGGGCAAGAAGCGAACUCCAGCUGCUGGUGAAGCCUCACAAAAUCCUCCUCCGAUUGCUAUUUUCAAAGUUCUUUGGGAACGCUGAGGCAAAGAACAAGAUGUAGGAAAAUGGGACCAACUCCUGCGUGUCCCAAGCCUCAGAACCCCUUUCAUGGCCCAAAGAAGCUCACCUUGGCUCCGGGAGGGCUGGUGAACUCUGUCCUCUAUUCUCUUGGCUUCAGCCAGGCAUUGGACUUGCCCUCCCGCUCUGAUCUUGGCAGUCACCUUCGCAGACGGAUUAAGACUGAAGACCCCCAGGGACUGCAUCCCUAAGGGAAGCUUGAGAAGCAGAGCACUGCCUCCAUUCCCUCCCUGGAUCACACCCCCCAGCCCCCAGCGGAGCCGAAACGAUCCAGUCCGGAAUGAUCCCGCUAUGGCCAAGCUCUGGUUCAAAUUCCAGCGGUACUUCCGCAGGAAACCUGUACGUUUCUUUACCUUCCUGGUGCUCUACCUGACAGCUGGGAGCCUCGUCUUCCUUCACUCUGGUUUUGUGGGUCAGCCUGCUGUCUCCCAGAACCAGGCCAACCCCGCUGCGGGGGCCCCAGCGGAGGGCGCUGAGUUGCCCUUUUUGGGUGACUUAAAUCUGGGCAGAGCCUUCCGGGAUACAGGUGAAACCUCGAGCAUCGCCCGCAGGUAUGGACCCUGGUUCAAGGGCAAGGACGGGAAUGAGAGAGCCAAGCUGGUGGACUACGGGGGAGCCUGGAGCCGGGCCCUCAAGGGGAGGGUCAUUCGGGAGAAGGAGGAGGAGCGAGGUGAGAGGGCUAAGUACAUCGGCUGCUACCUGGAUGACACCCAGAGCCGGGCCCUUCGAGGCGUGUCCUUUUUCGACUACAAAAAGAUGACCAUCUUCCGUUGCCAGGACAACUGUGCAGAACGGGGUUACCUGUAUGCUGGGCUGGAGUUCGGCGCCGAGUGCUACUGUGGCCACAAGAUCCAGGCGACAAACGUGAGCGAGGCGGAGUGUGACAUGGACUGCAAGGGCGAGCGGGGCAGCGUGUGCGGUGGCGCCAACCGCCUCUCCGUCUACCGGCUGCAGCUGGCCCAGGAGUCAGCCCGCAGGUAUGGAAGUGCAGUCUUCCGAGGCUGCUUCCGCAGGCCCGACAACCUCUCCCUGGCCUUGCCCGUGACGGCUGCCAUGCCCAACAUGUCUGUGGACAAGUGUGUGGACCUUUGCACAGAGAAGGAGUACCCACUGGCAGCCCUUGCAGGCACCGCCUGCCACUGUGGCUUCCCCACUACGCGAUUUCCCCUCCACGAGAGAGAGGACGAACAGCUCUGUGCCCAGAAGUGCAGCGCGGAGGAGUUUGAGAGCUGCGGGACACCCAGUUACUUCAUUGUGUAUCAGACGCAGGUCCAAGACAACCGCUGCAUGGACAGAAGGUUCCUUCCAGCCAAGUCCAAGCAGCUCAUCGCUCUGGCCAGCUUCCCAGGUGCCGGCAACACGUGGGCUCGCCACCUCAUCGAGCUGGCCACCGGCUUCUACACCGGCAGCUACUACUUCGACGGUUCUCUCUACAACAAAGGGUUUAAAGGUGAGCGGGACCACUGGCGCAGCGGGAGGACCAUCUGCAUCAAGACGCACGAGAGUGGCCAGAAGGAGAUCGAGGCCUUCGACGCAGCCAUCCUGCUCAUCCGUAACCCCUACAAGGCCCUCAUGGCAGAGUUCAACCGCAAGUACGGCGGACACAUCGGCUUUGCUGCCCAUGCCCAUUGGAAGGGCAAAGAGUGGCCAGAGUUCGUAAGGAACUACGCCCCGUGGUGGGCCACGCACACACUGGACUGGCUCAAGUUCGGCAAGAAGGUGCUGGUGGUGCACUUUGAGGACCUGAAGCAGGACCUCUUCGUCCAGCUGGGCCGGAUGGUCGGCCUGCUGGGUGUGGCUGUCAGGGAGGACCGACUGCUGUGUGUGGAGAGCCAGAAGGACGGCAACUUCAAGCGCUCGGGGCUCCGGAAGCUGGAGUACGACCCCUACACGGUGGACAUGCAGAAGACCAUCUCUGCCUACAUCAAGACGGUGGAUGCGGCCCUUAAAGGGAGGAACCUCACGGGCGUUCCCGAUGACUACUACCCCAGAUGAUGGGUCGGAGCGGGGCGGGGAGCUGGCAGUCCAGACCAAGCAGGCCCUGGGGACUCCAGACCCCUGGGGGCCCACACCCAUCAGUCCCCUCUUCGAUUUGGGGACAAUCCCCAUGGCUGCUGUUGCCUUUCGCUGAGUUUCCUGCAUGACAAAGGAGGCUCAAGCGAAGAGAUUGUGCAGGCACGCCCCACCUACUCACACCGCGCCCCCAGAGAUGGAGGGGGCAACUGGGUUAGGGAGCUCUAGCCACAUGGACCCUUCUCUGUCUCCCGUGUCCCUGUGCCCACCACUCUGGGCUCCACUUGUGGGAAGGAGGGCUCAUGGGUGUCCCAGAGACAAGGGUGCCCCACUGCAGGUUUUGAGAACCCUGGUGCAAGAGCUAAAGAGAAUGAC